This is a messenger RNA of Talaromyces proteolyticus, 1058 nucleotides long. RefSeq lists its product as uncharacterized. Bases 473 to 901 code for a protein of 142 amino acids. NCBI's taxonomy places the organism in Eukaryota, Fungi, Ascomycota, Eurotiomycetes, Eurotiales, Trichocomaceae. The record is from RefSeq and is a predicted model, not a curated record. The transcript is spliced from 3 exons.
GGUUAUAUAUCUUAAUUAUAAAUUUUAUGCGAGUAUCCAUUUCCUGGUUAGAUAAUCUAUAAACUCGCAAAUAUCCGUGAAUAUUAGCAAUAGUCCUAGUUCCAUCUCAUCACUAGCUCGAUUGAGCUUCUUCUCAACUGGUAGUGCGAGAAUUCGGCCAUCACUGCGCUCGCAGCCAUCAACUCGCAGCACUUUAGUUCGCCGACUGCGUGCUCUGUGCGACCGCCAAUGGACUGAGCCGCUUCCUGUCGGAGUCUUGCUGACCCGGGCACCCAGAGGGCCUCUUUCUUUUCGAUGCGGGACAAUCACCCCAGUAUAACAAUCCUGGAUACUCCCCUCGCGUGAGUUUCCUCAGCCAGAUUUUGGGUACCUUUACCAUUGGCACGCAAGAUGGCAUUUGCCAGCAGCUUAGCAACCAGGGUAUCAAGCCGACAGAUUUGAAGGGCAUCAUCAUAGGUUAACCAUCUUCAUAAUGAUCACGUUGGGGGGACUGGAAGAGCUUGUUGAAGAGGUGCCAGACCUGCCAAUCUACAUCAGCCGCGGGCAUUGGCAAGCUUUUGGUGAGCACCCGUUCCUAGCAAGCAUCGAGGGCGCAAAUCCGAAUCAUUGGCCCAAGUCCUUUUCACCGCAGCUUGUUGACUAUGAGGACAAGCCGGUUGGUCCGUGGAAGAAGUCAUACCAGGUGACUUCUGACGGAAAGAUUGUUCUUGUGGAUACAUCGGGACAUGUACCAGGACAUCUCGCUAUAAUUCUAUAUGGAAUCGAUUUGUUGGAUGAAGAACAACCAGAUGGCGUUAAUGAUAACCCCGUACGGGCUUUGGAGAGUUUACAAAAGAUGAAGGAAUUUGCAAGGAAGGUCGAGGUGGCGAUGCUGCCUAGCCAUGAUCCAUCGAAAGUAUGAUUCGUGCUGUAUGUUGAAGUCAUCGACUUCGUAACGAGAUGCACAAGAAUGCAGGUCUACUAUAGAAGUUGUAAUUGAUUAACUCGCCUCAUAGGCUAGUCUGCAGAAGUCGAUAGAUGCAGUCUACUGUCACAAUGAUAAGCAAAAUCAUAAAAAG